Molecule: messenger RNA, 2051 nt
Organism: Stomoxys calcitrans (stable fly)
Lineage: Eukaryota; Metazoa; Arthropoda; Insecta; Diptera; Muscidae
Product: protein THEM6
Exons: 3
Coding region: 1144-1869 (241 amino acids)
Source: RefSeq, a predicted model, not a curated record
CGUAGUCUUUAGUUCUUUAAGAAUUGUUUGUUUAUUUAUUUGUGUGCGUGCGUGUAUGUGUUAGUUACUAGAGUGCUUGUGUCAAAUGUUGCAAAAAAGAAAAGAUACUGACACAACCAUAGGCCAUAGAAAUUAAUUAAAUAAUGGUCGUGAAGCAGUGUGUCUCAGCAAAGAUAAUCCUUUUUUAAGAAAUUAAAAGAAAAAAAUUAUAAAAUAUAUGCAAAAUCCAAAGCCGUUUUCAAAUAAAUGAAUAUGAUUUUUAUAUAAGCCAAUGUAUUGAAUAUUAAUAUUGUUAGUGACUGACUUUAAAAUGACAGUUUAGUGAAAAUUAAAUGUGAACAAAAAAGAAAAUUUUGUAAAGUGUGUGUGAGUGCUUUUUGGGAAACUUGUAUCAUAGCUGAUGCUGUUGCUGCACCUGCGGUAGUAUUGGCUUCGAACAUUCAUCCAGCCAAUCUAUUCACCUUACCCAAUAAUAAUUACAUUACUGUGGGCUUCCCAUAUCUCCAACGCCACCAUCACCACCAACCCCAUCCAUCAUCAUCCCUCAUAUUAGGGUAUGGUUGAGAUGAAGUAAUCCUGUUAUUGACCUAUAUAUGUGUGAGUACAUUGUGCCGCCAUUGCUAACGAGGUCCUUUUGUACGGUUUCUUUCUACGUAUCCCUUUGAGGCUGGGAGCGCUUACCGAAAAGACUCCCGUAAGGCAGUUCUACAAUAGCGAAAAAAGAACAACAAACAAAAAAAAAAAAUAAUGUGAUGCAAUUGUGUGGGCAAUUAUUAAGCCAAAAAAGCAACAGCGGCUAAAUGGGAAUAGGCCAAAGGAGAAAACAAACCAAUACAUACAUAUAUACAUGCCAGCACACAACACAAUAUCAACAACAAUGCGUAUCUUAAUAUGGCUGUCAACGAACUUUUAUGUGCUGGAAUUUACUUAGCACUCUUAUAUAUAACAUUUCAAAAUCUGAACAUACGAUCCUAGAGUAGCAGUGUGGAGCAGAGUACCUAGCCCACUAGACCAACCAAACAACCCACCAACAAUAAGAACCCCGAAUUAUAAAAUAAGUAGUAAAUAACUCUCUAUAUAAAAACUAUUGAAUUUCGAAAUUUAUUUCUACACGUCACAUCAAGCAUUGCGGCCAAAACAAAAAUGGCAGUGGAAUAUGGAUGGUGGCUGGUGUACUGUUUGACAGGGGUUUUGUUGCUUUAUUGCCUUUUUGAACUUCAUUACUUCCUACGUAUGUGCCUAUGUGUGUUUUUGGCUCGCUUUGUCAAAAGAAAAUGCCACAUCCUUGAGACGACGAGUGUUUCCGGCAUUUGUUUAACAAACGACAUCGACACUCUUCUCUAUCAUAUGAACAAUGCCCGCUAUUUAAGAGAAUUGGAUUUUGCGCGAGUGGAUUUCUAUGAACGCACCAAUUUAUAUCGUACAAUUGUGGGCAAAGGUGGUUCCGUAUUUCAGGGUGCAGCCACAGUCAGAUAUCGUCGUUUCAUACGACCAUUCUGUACAUUCCGAAUAACUUCCAAGAUCAUUUACUGGGAUGAUCAAUCCGUCUAUAUGGAACAUCGUUUCAUUAGACCCUCAGACCAAUUUAUCCAUUGCAUAGCCAUAUGUCGACAGCGCAUUGUAGACUGCUCAGCAGAGGAUGUAAUGAACGAAUUAUUGUCUCCCAAAACAGCGCAACUGCAAGCCUCUCGUAAUACUUUAAGCUCUACGGUUAGUCUCGAUCAUGCCAUCGCCAGCACGAACGUGGAUCAGGAUAUGGCGGAAAAUGGCCAAGUGAGAACAAAGGUGAAACCAGAUCUGCCGCCAGAGAUCCUGAAGUGGAUUGAGUACAAUGAUAUUUCGAGCAAGAAUUUAAGACAAAAUUCCUGAUUACCUGUGGUAUACAUUUUAGGUUUAUCCACCAUCAAUUGAUGUCUACUAAUUUUGUUGUUUUGUUUUUAUACUCGUAUGGAUUUUGGAUUUUUUGUAUGCUCUAGUACAAGUAUUAAAAAUACAAAUUGUUUUAGUUGUGUUAUUCAUGUACAAUCUGUCUAUACACAUACAUACAUUGC